Molecule: messenger RNA, 1341 nt
Organism: Mastomys coucha (southern multimammate mouse)
Lineage: Eukaryota; Metazoa; Chordata; Mammalia; Rodentia; Muridae
Gene: Snapc5
Product: small nuclear RNA activating complex polypeptide 5
Exons: 4
Coding region: 40-342 (100 amino acids)
Biological process (GO): transcription by RNA polymerase II; transcription initiation at RNA polymerase III promoter
Cellular component (GO): nucleus
Source: RefSeq, a predicted model, not a curated record
GCGACUAGUAGAAGGCAGAGCCUUAAGGAGUUGAAGGGGAUGUUGAGUCGACUGCAAGAGCUCCGCAAGGAGGAGGAGACCCUGCUGCGUCUAAAGGCGGCUCUGCACGACCAACUGAACCGCCUCAAGGUUGAAGAAUUAGCCCUUCAAUCAAUGAUAAAUUCUCGAGGAAGGACAGAGACACUGUCUUCUCAGCCUGCACCUGAACAGUUAUGUGAUAUGUCACUACAUGUAGACAAUGAAGUGUCAAUUAAUCAGACUGCACUGAAGCUGAGCACAAGGAACCCUAUGGAAGAGGAGGAGGAGGAAGAAGAGGAGGAGGAAGAAGAAUCUGAUUCAUAGAGAUGAGAUGCACGUCUGAACAUAGACAAGCAUGGGAGAAGCCUGAAAGCAACACGGCAUGCCACUGGGCAGAGAAUUCCUCUUUGCUGCUUCCCAAAGGCUCAGAUGCUGGCUGCGUGGGUUGGUGUGCUGGGCUGGUUCAGCCCAAUGGUGGAGCAGAGCCAGCCUGCGAAGUCUACCUCCUCGGCAUCAGAUCUUUUGAUGAAAGCAUGUACCUGUGCAGGAAACAAGGAAAGUUGAUUCUGUUAAAAAUGACCAGGAAGGUGCCGGGCAGUGGUGGUACACGCCUUUAAUCCCAGCACUUGGGAGGCAGAGGCAGGUGGAUUUCUGAGUUCAAGGCCAGCCUGGUCUACAGAGUGAGUUCCAGGACAGCCAGGGCUACACAGAGAAACUCUUGUCUCAAAAAAACAAAAAACCAAAAAACAAACAAACAAAAAAAUGACCAGGAAGGAAAAGCGAGGUGGCCUGGGAACCACUCAGAAGCCUGUAGUGCUCACCCUUGAGCAGCAAGUAGGCCAGCUGCAGCCAAAGACCCCCCUCUGCCACACAUAUAAGCUGUGAGGGCUUGGGGCUACUUGUUAGAAGGUACACUACACUCAAGCCUACACAGGGCAUGGAGUAGUUUGGAUCUUAUAGUAUCACAUGCGUGUGUCACUACCAUCAUACUAGAACCAGCUGGAGAGUAACUCAGGAUACUGGAUAUGUAAGGUGAACCAGUCAGAACUAGGAGGGAAAAGGCCUGUCCUUCAGGAAAGGUAUGGGCUGGCCCCUGCCUGGCUGCAUCCCAGGUGCCCCUGCAACUCACAGGAGGACAUUGGAGAUUGCUACCUGGCACUGUGAAGCCCCAAACUUGACAGAAGAACAAGGAGUGGGGAAGGGCAGAAAAAUGGCUCAAAUGAACAAACAUGAUCUGUAAGACUCACCAUGAGCUGCUUCAGAUCUGCUCUCUCUGCAGGGUUCUUUAUUAAGCUGAAAAGAUAAAUAAUGUUAGGAGUGCCA